GACAUAGCGCAACGCUGCUACUCGUUGGACUCGUGCUUCAGCAACGAGGGCUCUUACGCUUCCUGGUUGGCGUUGAAGGACUCAUCACAGAUUGCACUCUACACGGAGAGUCAAUGCCAAGGCGAACAUGUGACCGUGGACAGCUCACCGCGCGGAUCUCUCAAGCUGGCAGACGUCGGUUUCGACAAGAAAGUGUCGUCCUUCAUGCUUUGGGAGACCAACAUGUAUCCUACUCGAGGAUUCCUCGACAUCUGCCACGGUCGGGAGAACGCACUAUUCAACUCAACAAAUGCUACG
Molecule: messenger RNA, 297 nt
Organism: Phytophthora sojae
Lineage: Eukaryota; Oomycota; Peronosporomycetes; Peronosporales; Peronosporaceae
Exons: 1
Source: RefSeq, a predicted model, not a curated record